UAUUUGGUGCUCGUUCAGUCAACUCCAACGGUUGGAUCUGCUUCGUCAUUGCAUCCUAUUCGCCGGCCACUUGAUAUAUCUCAAUUAUCAUUUUUCUCUAACGAAUCUUCGCAGACUGCUGCUAUUUGCCCCACAUCUAAUGCGACCACCACUCACCUGCUUCGUCCCGUCGCUGGCAAUCAACUUAACUGCCUCACACGAGGGUACGAUUUGGGUCGUCUAUUGGCAAACUGUUUGGCAGUCAACGCUAUAAGAUAG
Protopolystoma xenopodis is the source of this 258-nucleotide messenger RNA. The record is from the annotation of a GenBank genome assembly. Lineage: Eukaryota; Metazoa; Platyhelminthes; Monogenea; Polystomatidea; Polystomatidae.